CAUUUUUCUCUCAUCCAAUCUCUUUAUUGUCCAAAGUUAAUGGCCCAGCAGAUCUCAGAUACACUCUUGUUCCUUCAUCGAUAUUGAAAAAAACUAAAUCCCUCCUCUUUCGGGCUGUAUCGCACUUUCCCUUUUUUGCAUUUUCCCGAGAAAAUUAAAAAAAGGGAGCUCUUUUCCGUCUCUGUUUUCCCAGCAGCUUCCUCAAGUACAGAAGAAAUCUUGCUAAGAGUGUGAAGUGAAUGCAAGAUGCAGCACAAGAGCUUUUCCCUAGGCUGCUGCAAUUACUCAAACCGUGACUGUACUACGGAUGCGAGAACUGGCUGGAGUUUGUUUCCUCCACAGGACACUACUGAUACGGUCUUAACCAAUAGAUCCGGCGUGAAUGUGAAUGUUGAUGAUACAUUUUCUUUAUUGUAUUGUGGCCUUUAUCUUAGACAGUUGAAGGAGACAUUGAAGCACACAAUGCUUGUACAAGAAACUGUCUUCAAAAGUCAGGUACAUGAGCUUCAUCGUCUGUAUUGGAGGCAGAAGGAACUUAUGAUGGAAAUGGAGGGAACUCGACAUAACGUGGCCAUGCACCUAGAUUCUAGUUUCCCUAGAACACACUGGAUGAAUUCGAGCGUCUCCACAUAUCAAACUAGGGAUUUUCUGUAUGAAGGAAACUUUACUAAUCGAACUGAAGCUGUAGAUAAUCUUGAGAAGUCUGAAAAGGUGGUCUUGGAUCUGGAAUUACCGGUUAUUGAGUAUGAUGAUAGAGAGGUAGAGAGAGGUUUGAUGAAUGGUGAAGUUUGUGAAGUUUCAAACUUUCUGAAAGAGCAAUCUCUGGAAUCGAGUAACCAGUUGAAUAAGCUGCAACUCGAUUUGAAUGAACCGGCCAAGAUCGAGGAACAACACUCUGAUAAUGUGUUGAGUCAGUUCCCGAGUCCAGUUACAUCGAAUGAAAUUGUUAAAGAGUCCGAUGAAAAGAAUGAGGGACGAGAUUCAGUAAUGAAUGAAGCGCAAGGCCAACAGUCAUCAGGAGGGUAUGGAAUCGACUUGAACAUGUCUCCCAUUUCUUCUGAAGAGGAAGUAGAUAUUGUUAACAAGUUUGAAACCGAGAUACCUCAAGAGUGCUUAUCGGUUUCUUUGCAUGAAAAACACGUAUCGAAGCAGUCGCGAGGGAUAGUUCAAGCGUUACCAUGUUUAGAUACCAUUUUACUUUGGAAAAAGUCUUCUAAGUCAUCGGUGAGAAGAUCAAGGCAAAGGAAGAAGGUAAAACGUGGUCAAACCAAAGGAUCUCAGAGCAAGCAGGCGACUAAGGGAAAAGGGAGUUCAAGUUCUUUGUCUAAGGUGAAAUCUGCAAGAAACCGGAAGAAUAUAGGGAAAAGAAAGCAUUGUAAAACAAAUAUGAUAUCGAGUAAGGGUCACAAAGUAGUUGCGAAAAAGAUACGGAAGAAGAGCAAAAGGAUAUCUCUUGUUAAAGAGGGAAACUAUCAAGAAAUAUCUGCAGCUGAGGCUAUAGUUGAUAUGUCUAGAAAGUUCGAUCAAGAAUCCUCUGAUUGCAUCACUUCUUUAAACAGAAAUCUACUUUGGCUGGCCGAGAUUUGUUCUUUGGUUGUUGAGGACAAUGAAUUAGACGAUUUCGAGGCCAUGACUCUGCAACUGACAGAGAUGAAGCUGGAGGACCACCACAAAACAAUUCUGACAUCGAAUUCUUCAAACAAAACAGCGGUCUCCAGCAUUGACCUUAGAAAACAGAGGAGGAGAGGGACCAAGCGGAAAUUCAAAGAUGACCAGCACGAUGAUAGAGGCUCUCCUCCUAAACCUAAACCUUGGGGAGCCAUAACAAAGCGGAGACGAGGCCCUAGAAUCCCUGCCGCUAAUAUUCAGCAUAUGAUCAUCAACUAAGUAGUAUAGCCAAACUAAAAGGUAGUUAGUUAAUGGUUACGAUACCUACCAUAGUUUUUUUUUACUUCAUGGUCUUGGAGAAUUAAGAAUCUUAGUGAAGAUGCUUUUU
This is a messenger RNA of Eutrema salsugineum, 1996 nucleotides long. RefSeq lists its product as uncharacterized. The record is from RefSeq and is a predicted model, not a curated record. The coding region runs from base 247 to 1887 and encodes 546 amino acids. The transcript has 4 exons. Lineage: Eukaryota; Viridiplantae; Streptophyta; Magnoliopsida; Brassicales; Brassicaceae.